Messenger RNA from Rotaria sp. Silwood2, 1458 nucleotides. NCBI's taxonomy places the organism in Eukaryota, Metazoa, Rotifera, Eurotatoria, Philodinida, Philodinidae. The record is from the annotation of a GenBank genome assembly.
AUGACGACCAGUGAUGGCGUCACACUUCGUCAUCCUUCAAUACCAAUAGGUGAUGUUCAUUCACGAUUAGAUAUUGAUACAAUAUCAAUUCUUAGUUCACAAUCGGAUAGUGUUCAACAUUUAUCAUCAUAUAUUGAAUCUGAUGAUGAAGGAAAAGGUUUAGUUGGAAGUAAUUCAACACGUUUACAUGACGCUAUAACUCAAUCAUCAUCAUUAACAUCAACAACAUGUCAACAUCAACCAGCAGCAUUUAAAAAAGAUUGGGCUAUGUAUUUAACAAAACAAAAUAAUGGUAAUCAUAAUAAACAUCGUUAUAAUAAUAAAAAUAAUAAUAAUCAAAGUUCAAGUGAUGCAAGUGAAAGUGAUAAUAAUGAAUCAUCAUCAAGUGUAUCGAAUAAUGGUGAUGAUGAUGAUGAUAAUGAAAGUGAACAAGAUAUUGUUGAUGAUCCAUGGACUAUAAAUAAUGUACAACGAGAAUAUUAUACAAAACAAUUUAAAGAUAUACAACCAGACAUAACAAAAGUUAUUAGUGGUAAUAUAGCAAAAGAAUUUUUUGAACGUUCACGUUUACCAACAAGUGAAUUAUCACAAAUAUGGAAUUUAUCUGAUGUUAAUCAUGAUGGUGCAUUAUCACUUGCUGAAUUUUGCACAGCUAUGCAUCUUGUUGUUUUACGUGUUAAUGGUUUUGAAUUACCCGAUGAACUUCCAUUACAAUUACAACCGUAUACACCACUUAUUGAUUUAUCAGAUCCAACAACAAUAUUAUCACAUACAAGUGAACAAACAGAAAAUUGGGCUAAUUUUAAAGAUACAAACAGUGAUUUAACAAAUCAUACAACAACAAAUAUUGAUGAUAAUACGAAUUCACCUAAACAAUUUAUGUAUGGACCACCACUAAAUGACGAUCAUCGUAUUGUAGCACCAGUACCUCUUCGUCUUUCAUCAACACCACCACCAUUACCACCGCCGAUUGUUGUUCCAACAACAAAACCGCCACCACCACCACCACCACGUGCACCUGGCCGUACAGCAUCUGUUGAUAUACCUCAUCAACCAAUAUUACCUCCACGUACAAAUAUUAAUGACACACCUCAACGUAAUAUAAUACAAACAACAACAAAUAAUAAUAAUAAUAAUUCAUCAACAACAACAACACCAUAUCUUUAUAAUCGUACACGUCCAUCAAUAACAUCAACACCACAACAAUCGGAUGCAAAUGUUUUAUUUGGACAAAUACGAGAUUUACUUCAGCCUGAUCAUUUACAAGAAUUAGCAUCAAUUAUAUCGACACCAUCAACAACAACAAUUGAAAAUCUUCAUACAGCAUUAAAUCAAACAAAAACUCGAAAUUCAGUACUUAAAGCACAACUUAAACAUUGGGAAGAUCAACUAACAGAUUUAAUUGAUAAACGUAUAUCAUUAGAACUUCAAUAUAAAUUACAACAACAACAGCCGUAA